Molecule: messenger RNA, 1734 nt
Organism: Miscanthus lutarioriparius
Lineage: Eukaryota; Viridiplantae; Streptophyta; Magnoliopsida; Poales; Poaceae
Source: the annotation of a GenBank genome assembly
AUGGUUCACCUCGCCCCGCGCCACGACCACCCGCCCGCGCGGCUCCCCGCUCCACAACCGCGCCCGCCGCCGUCGCUGGCCUCGCUGCUGCUCGCCGCGGUCGCGUCCUCGCCGUCCCUCCCGCACCUCCGCCACCUACACGGCCUCCUCGUCCGCCUCCACCUCCCUCCACCCUCCACCCCGUUCCUCCUCUCCCGCCUGCUCCGCCGCCUCGCCGCGCUCCCGCUCCCGCUCCCGCUCCCACCCACGCCCACGCCGCUCCGCUACGCGGUCGCCGUCUUCUCCUCGCUCUCGCCGCCGGACCCGUUCCUUGCCGCGGCGCUGCUCCGCUUCGCGCACCUCACGCAGCCGCCGCUGGAGACCUUCCGCGUCUUCUCCGGCCUCCGCGGCGCUGCUCCGCUUCGCGCACCUCACGCAACCGCCGCUGGAGACCUUCCGCGUCUUCUCCGGCCUCCGCCGCGCGCACGGCCGCGACCUCCCGUUCGCCUUCUCCCCGCUCGCCAAGUGUUCGAUGAAAUGGUGGUGAAGGAUGUCAUUUCGUGGACGAGCAUUGUGGCGGCGUAUUCUAGAAGCCGUGAUAUGGGUUCGGCUGAGGAGGUGUUUGCGCUCUGCCCGGUUAAGGAUAUGGUGGCGUGGACGGCGAUGGUGACGGGGUAUGCGCAGAAUGCCAUGCCAGUGAAGGCGCUCGAGGCGUUUGAGCAGAUGGCGGGGGCCGGGAUGCCCAUUGAUGAAGUUUCACUCACCGGUGCUAUCUCAGCCUGUGCUCAGCUCGGUGCGGUGAGGCGAGCCGCCUGGGUUCAGGAAAUUGCAGAACGGAGUGGUCUUGGGAGGAGUGUGGUUGUCGGGUCGGGGUUGGUGGACAUGUAUGCCAAGUGCGGUCUCAUUGACGAGGCGCGCAGGGUUUUUGAAGGGGUGCAAGAGAAGAACGUGUAUACCUAUAGCUCAAUGAUUGUUGGCCUAGCAUCGCACGGGAGGGCCAAUGAUGCAAUUGCUUUGUUCAAGGACAUGGUUAGGAGGGCAGAUGUGGAACCCAACCAUGUUACCUUCAUUGGAGUAUUGACAGCCUGCAGCCAUGCGGGGAUGGUAAAAGAAGGGCGCUACUACUUUGCGCAGAUGAAGGACAGGUAUGGGAUAUUGCCUUCCGCAGACCACUACGCUUGUAUGGUUGAUUUGCUUGGUCGGGCUGGAUUGGUGAUUGAAGCCCUUGACCUUGUGAAAUCAAUGACCGUGGAGCCUCAUGGUGGUGUCUGGGGGGCACUUUUAGGGGCUUGCCGAAUCCAUGGAAAUACUGAAGUCGCUAAGGUUGCAGCUGAACAUCUUUUUAAGCUUGAGCCAGAGGGCAUAGGGAACUACGUGUUGUUAUCAAAUACACUUGCAUCAGCAGGAGAAUGGGAUGAGGUCUUGAAGGUUAGGAAACUGAUGAGAAUUCGGGGGCUGAAAAAGGAUCCUGCAGUGAGCUGGUUUGAAGGCCGUGAUGGUUGUGUGCAUCAGUUCUUUGCUGGUGAUAACACGCACCCAUGGAUGCAUGAAAUAAAGAAAACAUUAUUGGAGCUACGGGCAAAACUGAAGCUUGCAGGUUAUGUGCCAAUCCUUAGUUCAGUUGUUUAUAAUGUAAGCGAGGAAGAGAAAGAAAGAUUGGUGUCAAAAGUUGAGCACAUCGAGAUUAUAGUCAGGGACAAUAUGAGAUUUCAUCACUUCAGAGAUGGAGAAUGCUCAUGCGGCGGAUUCUGGUGA